UGGGGGGCACAAGUAAAGCCUGGUGGCCCGCCAGGCUUAUAAUACACUGGGGGAAACCCUGUGACUUGUUUUCACAACAUUACCACCAUCUAACUCUCAUUCAACAGUGAAAUUUCUCUGACAGACUCUCAUCAGUUCUCUUCUGUGAUGCUUCUGAUAGACCUCAGCAGUGAAGCUAAAUAGCAAAUCAUGUGUGGCAGCAAGGAGAAAAUAAUAAACAUUUACAAAUUGGCAUUACUGAAUUAAAUGCCUUAUUUGGGGCGCUCAGAAUUUAGCCCCUACCAUUGUAGAUACCAGAACGUUUUUUGGGUCGCCAUGGUGAUAAAGUUGAUAUGACGACAAUGACAAUUAGACCAAAUUCUCCACUUUUCUCUCUGAGUAGACAAUGCAGAGGAUUUUACAGACGGUAAGGUACAGCUUCUCUUUCUCGUUUUGCUCUGCUUUUUUUGUUGUUGUUGUUGUUUACUUUCUAUGGUCAUCAGCUGCUAUCUUGUGAUUUUUGCUGAUAAUCAAAUUAUUGCCCUAUGUGAUUCAUGGCCUCAGCUUUGUUUUCAAAACAUUUCAAUCUCUCUAUUUGCGGGAUAUUAUAAUGGAGGUUCUGGUGUUUAACUUUUCCCUGGUAAAACUUCAGUCUGACCUUCAUGUUUUUUCUUAGAGAUCAAACAGUUGUCUUUAAUGCCAACAUUAACAGCAGCUUUUAUAGGUGCCUUGAAGACAUGUUAAGAUUUCUGGAUUUUUCUUUUAGCAUGUUGCAGUCUGCUUUCUGGGUGGACUUUCUUGGACAGCCAGACCUCUAUCGAUUACCCUUAGGAUGGACUCCACCUCCUGCCCACUGACUGCUGGAGAUACACCAGACCCAUGCAACGCUAAAAAUGUGUUGGAAAUACAAUUUUAAACCAACCAAAUACACGUGUGAGCCAUCAUCACUCCGAGACGCGCCGUGGCGCUAAAGUGGCAACCCACCGCCCCCUUGCAUCAGUGGAUAAUGCUCCGCAGAAGAAGCGGGGAAACGCAGGGGAAGGCUGACAUGAUAUUUGCGUCCGAGGGAGACCUCACUGGGACGGGACGGGUAACGCAAAGCAAACACCCUCGGAGGCUCGCCGUCAAGGAGUGACAUACAGUUUAGAUAAUGUACAAAGAUGGUGCCUUGUCAAACUCAUGUGUUGCUGAAGUGGCAGGAGCAUUUCAACAGUUCCUGGGCCGCAGAAGACAGCGUGCAGACGGCCAGGAGGCACGGGGUGGCCGGGCUCUACAAUAAGCUCCUUUACAACAAGGAAGUGGUGACUCUGGCUCAGCCUGUCCAAGAACUGGCCAGCCCGAGACUCCCCGACUUUGAGUGCGAAUCCAACACAUCAGCCGAGAAAGACGAGUACCUCUCGUCCCUGCUUCACAGCCAGCGAUGGCUGGCUCACCGCAUGCUGACGCAAACCUCCUACACCCUGGGCCUCCACCAAAGACUGGUAGUUCUGCAGAGGAUCUACUACGCACUUCACAGCAAAUAUCAUGACAAGUUUCGCCUGCAGCUGCCCUCGCAGUCCACGGACAGCGGGGCGGAGAGCGGGCCGAUUGAGCUGGCCUCAGAACCUCGUCUGCCGGGGGGAGUUUCCAAAAUCAAGUCUGGCACGGAUGUUCUGAUAGAAAUGGGUGUAAGGACGGGUCUGAGUCUGCUCUUCUCGUUGCUGCAGCAGAACUGGAGGUACGCGGCCUCUGUGCACCCGGAGUCUGUGCUUUGCAAUGACGUGCUCGCCACCGCGUCCUCCGUCCUGGCUUCGCUGCCACCGCUUUCUCUGGCCAACGAAAGUAAGAUCCCAUCGGUGGGCUUGGACUGCCUUGGACAAGUGGCUGACUUUCUGAAGAAGACGUCGGUGAGCAGCGGGAGCAGCGGGGCGGACCCGACUGGCCGGAGGCUGGCCCUGGAGCUGCUGCUUGGCCUGGGCAUGCAGAGAGGCUCCCUGAAAUUCCUGCUGGAGUGGGUGGAGGUAGCUUUGGCAGCCUCCAUGCCCUCCUCCACCGCGGCCCUGUCUUCCUCCUCCUCCUCACUGAGCUUUCAGCAAUCACCUGGCGUGGGCUUUGAACUUAUUCAGCAAACUCUUCUUCAGAUGAGGCAAUAUUCG
Molecule: messenger RNA, 2114 nt
Organism: Poecilia latipinna (sailfin molly)
Lineage: Eukaryota; Metazoa; Chordata; Actinopteri; Cyprinodontiformes; Poeciliidae
Product: probable E3 ubiquitin-protein ligase HERC1
Exons: 4
Source: RefSeq, a predicted model, not a curated record